CCUAGUACAUCAGCCGCAACUGUUUCAUCUGUGCAAGAUAUUUCGCAGCCUAGUCCAUCAGCCGCAUCUGUCGAUGAAACUAAUAAAGAAAAGAAAUAUCGACGAGGAAGAUUAGAAGAGAUUAUGGCAAAAAAAGAUGCUGCUUUGUUGAAACUCCGAAAACAAAAUUUAGUUUUAAGAAAUAGAAUACAAAAGAUGAAGGAAAAGGAUCAUAAUGAUAAAUACAAAAAGGCUUUAAGUUCGAUUUUUACUGAAGAUCAAAUUACAUCUCUAUUAACAAAAAGUCAAAGCGUAAAGAAAUGGUCAAAUGAGACAAUUAAACGAGCUUUGCAAUUAAGAUUAGUCUGUGGAACUAACGGAUACAAAGAACUUAUACACCAUGGAAUACCCCUUCCAAAUAUACGAACAUUGACACGAAGAUUAGAAUUUUUUAAAUUUAAACCUGGUAUUUCAGAUCCGAUGUUAGAAUUUUUACAACAUAAAAAGCCUUAUUUUAAAAAAGAAAUUGAUUUGGAAUGUGGGUAA
This is a messenger RNA of Vollenhovia emeryi, 525 nucleotides long. RefSeq lists its product as uncharacterized. The annotation marks the transcript as partial. Lineage: Eukaryota; Metazoa; Arthropoda; Insecta; Hymenoptera; Formicidae. The transcript has a single exon. The record is from RefSeq and is a predicted model, not a curated record.